Myxocyprinus asiaticus (Chinese sucker) is the source of this 1537-nucleotide messenger RNA. RefSeq names its product growth differentiation factor 7 (gene gdf7). Lineage: Eukaryota; Metazoa; Chordata; Actinopteri; Cypriniformes; Catostomidae. Gene Ontology annotation, biological process: BMP signaling pathway; SMAD protein signal transduction. The record is from RefSeq and is a predicted model, not a curated record. Gene Ontology annotation, cellular component: extracellular region. The transcript is spliced from 2 exons. Bases 1 to 1287 code for a protein of 428 amino acids. Gene Ontology annotation, molecular function: cytokine activity; growth factor activity.
AUGACUCCCAAGAAGACUGCCGCUCCCCUCCUCUGGUUUUCCUUUUGCUUUGGACAUGUUCUGGAUACAGUGGUGCUGGCGCAGUACCCCUCCGGCGCGCCUGAUAACGGGCUUCACUCACAUCUGGACGCGCGCGGUCCAGGAGAAGCCAGCACGAGCUCCCGGAACGACUCGACAUCUGUCCAUGUUCCGUCGUACAUGAUCUCUCUGUACAGGACUCUAUCUCAACUGGACCGACGUGGAGCGAACGGCAGCCUGGCGCGCUCCAGGAGAUAUGCCAAUACAGUAACCAGCUUCGUGGACCUGCAGGAGCAAGAUGAGCCAUACCCAAUGUUCCACCAGCAAUACACAUUUGACCUGUCUGGUCUCUCACGACUGGAUGAACUGAUGGAGGUGGAGCUACGGAUUCUAAGGAGGCCACCGCCUGACAUCUUAAAUUUACUUUCCCAUGGUGGGAACCUGUACCAAAUACUCCUCCACACCUGCUCUCUCCCUGGAUCUUCUCACCAGCCUCUUCUCCUUACCUCCAGGACCAUUGAUCUUUUAGAUACUGCUUCAGCCACAUGGGAUGUGUUUGACGUUGGCGCGAGUGUGAAGACCCACCUCAGGUUGCAUAGGACCAAAGGAGUCAGCAGACUGUUAUGUUUCAGCAUAGCUGCUGUUUCUGAUUCAACUAAUGAGGCUGUGCAUCCCACUAUGCUGGGACUUAACCAUGAGGAUCAGCAAACCCAUGAAAGGGCAUUGCUGGUGGCGUUUUCUCGUGCACGUAGGAAGGAGAACCUCUUUAGGGAGAUCCGUGAGAAGAUUAGGUCCAUGAAAAGUCAUAAAUUCCAUAAUCCUGCACCAGAACAUGGUAUCAAACAUGGUCACCCCAGACAUCGGCGGAGGAGAGGGACAGCACUAGCAGGACGUCCUGGUGGAGCAGGUGGUGGAGGGGGCGGAAAUGGGGGUAAAGGAACUGGCAGACGGAGAACACGUUGCAGCCGGAAGCCGCUUCACGUGAACUUCAAAGAACUCGGUUGGGACGACUGGAUUAUUGCGCCGCUAGAUUAUGAAGCGUACCACUGUGAGGGCUUGUGUGACUUUCCAUUGCGCUCACACCUGGAACCAACCAACCAUGCCAUCAUCCAGACACUCAUGAACUCCAUGGACCCAGAGUCCACGCCUCCUAGCUGUUGCGUUCCUUCCAAGCUCAGCCCCAUCAGCAUCCUGUACAUUGACUCGGGGAAUAACGUGGUUUAUAAACAGUACGAGGACAUGGUGGUGGAGAGCUGUGGGUGCAGGUAGCAAUGUGAGAGAGGGGUGACCAACCCCUGGACUCCACCCAAAAGUUGUCUCUUAUGCAGAGGCCAAGCACAGCAUUGUAGGCGAGAUGAACUGUCAGAGUGCCUAACCUGUGAAAGAGGAAAGUGUGUAAUUGUGUGUCUAUUUUCACUGUGUCAAUGGACAUGUGAACAGUGUGAAAAUAUGAGCAGAGGAUGAGCCUGAUCUCAUGAAAAAAAUGUGACUGUGCAAAAUCUAUUGCAAAAUAAUAUUG